UCAUUUCAGUUGUGACUUGUGACGAUUUCCAGAAGUGCUCGUCAAUUAUAUUGAAAUAACGUUUAAGAUUAAAUAUUUAUACAAUAUUGUAGAAAAAUUAUAAAAUGGAGGUGAUAGUCGCAAACGUAGAUCAUAUUAAAUUUGAUAUAGAUUACGCAUUAGAACAACAGUAUGGAGCGUUGCCGCUUCCCUUUCCUGGGAUGGAUAAAUCAACAGCAGCUGUUUGCGAAUUCUUUAGUCAACCUGGUGGGUGUAACAAUGGACCUCAGUGCCCCUAUAGACAUGUCAGAGGCGAUCGAACAGUUGUUUGUAAACAUUGGCUUCGUGGCUUGUGCAAGAAAGGAGACCAGUGUGAAUUUCUACAUGAAUAUGACAUGACCAAAAUGCCUGAAUGUUAUUUCUAUGCAAGGUUCAAUGCUUGCCACAAUAAAGAGUGUCCCUUCUUACACAUAGACCCAGAAAGUAAAAUUAAAGACUGUCCUUGGUAUGACCGAGGCUUUUGCCGGCAUGGCCCCCACUGUCGACACAGACAUGUCAGAAGAGUGUUGUGCAUAAACUAUUUAGCUGGAUUCUGUCCUGAUGGACCAAGCUGCAAGUAUAUGCACCCGAGGUUUGAGCUGCCUGCUCCACCAGAACAAACGAAGGAUCAAAAGCGUCUACCUAUUUGUCAUUACUGCUCAGAAGUCGGUCAUAAAGCUUCAUCCUGCAACAAGAUACCUCCAGAUCAAAGAGAGGUUGCUCAAAAACAAGAGGAAGCAAGAUAUAGAGCAUUAGGCUAUGUAAAACCUGCAAAUGAUAAUGAUGAAAUGCAACGAUUGCAAAGAAUGAUGCAUAAACCUCUGGAAGAAGUUACCUGUUUCAAAUGUGGCACUAAAGGUCAUUAUGCAAAUAAAUGCCCCAAAGGUCACCUUGCUUUCUUGUCAAAUCAAACCGGACAGAACAACUCUAACAAUAUGUUCAAAAAACCUAACUAGUAUAAGUAUGUGAGGCCACAUUAAGUGACUUCAGCUGACUCAUGAUGAACUGUGCUUAAAAGUUAGGUAAAAAGACAUCUUUAACGAAAAUCAGUGUUGUGUUUUGAAAAGACAAACUCAUGAACAACAGAGGUGUUGAAAUCGGAGUAAUAUUGUUACUGUUAGUACUUUAUUUGUCAACUAGUCGUACUAUUAUUCAGUUUUCCACCAUUUCUUAUAUGUUCUUGUUAUCUGCAGCACAAUGUAAGGUAGCCCUGUAAACAUGCUUAGAUAUUUACUUCUUUUUGGCUUGUGGAAAACUAACAAUAAUAAAUUUCAAUAUUUAAUUUUUUAAACUUUUUUAUAAGUGUAAAGUUAACACUUUGAGGGUUACAACACAGUUACAAUACACAGGUAUACUAGACAUCUUAGCU
Messenger RNA from Vanessa tameamea, 1387 nucleotides. It is a transcript of the gene Clp, whose product is annotated as cleavage and polyadenylation specificity factor subunit 4. Gene Ontology annotation, molecular function: RNA binding; zinc ion binding. Lineage: Eukaryota; Metazoa; Arthropoda; Insecta; Lepidoptera; Nymphalidae. The coding region runs from base 105 to 974 and encodes 289 amino acids. The transcript is spliced from 4 exons. The record is from RefSeq and is a predicted model, not a curated record.